Messenger RNA from Rana temporaria (common frog), 1719 nucleotides. Its product is annotated as zinc finger protein 420-like. Bases 3 to 1631 code for a protein of 542 amino acids. NCBI's taxonomy places the organism in Eukaryota, Metazoa, Chordata, Amphibia, Anura, Ranidae. The record is from RefSeq and is a predicted model, not a curated record. The transcript has a single exon.
CUAUGACAUCAGAGGUCCAUCUAAGAUCAAUGGAUCCUUCUAAUCCUGAGGAACCUUCUGAUAAAUCCCAUACUAUGACUUCAGAUGUCCUUCCAAGUUCUCACAGUGCUGACAGAUCACCAGAUCCAUCCAAUCCCCAUAAAUCUUCUUCAAGCCAUAAGAGGGUUCACUCAGUAGAGCGUUCAUUCUCAUGUUCAGAGUGCGGGAAAUCUUUCAUUCGGAAAUCAGCCCUAGUUUCCCAUCAGAAAAGUCACACGGAUAUACUUCCUCAUUCGUGUUCAGAGUGCGGGAAAUCUUUCACCAGACAAGGAUCACUUUUGAGACACCAGAGAGUUCACACAGGUGAGCGCCCUUAUUCGUGUUUAGAGUGCAGGAAAUCUUUCACCAGCCAAGGAACACUUUUUAUACACCAGAGAAUUCACACGGGUGAACGUCCUUAUUCAUGUUCAGAGUGCGGGAAAUCUUUCUGUCACAAAAAAGACUGUGAUGCACACCAGAGAAAUCACACAGGUGAGCGCCCUUAUUCAUGUUCAGAGUGCGGGAAAUCUUUCACUCGGACAGCACACCUUGUAAGACACCAGAGCGUCCACACAGAUGUGUAUCGUUACUCAUGUUCAGAGUGUGGGAAAUGUUUUCGUGAUAAAGGACAACUUAAUGUACACCAGAGAUAUCACACAGCUGAGCGUUCAUUUUCAUGUUCAGAGUGCGGAAAAUCUUUCAUUCGGAAAUCAGCCCUAGUUUCCCAUCAGAAAAGUCACACAGAUAUACGUCCUCAUUCAUGUUCAGAGUGCGGGAAAUCUUUCAAAGAAAAAAUAGAUCUUUGUAGACAUCAGAGAAUUCACACAGGUGAGCGUCCUUAUUCGUGUUCAGAGUGCGGGAAAUCUUUCACCAGACAAGGAUCACUUUUGAUACACCAGAGAGUUCACACAGGUGAGCGCCCUUAUUCGUGUUCAGAGUGCAGGAAAUCUUUCACCAGCCAAGGAACACUUUUUAUACACCAGAGAAUUCACACGGGCGAGCGUCCUUAUUCGUGUUCAGAGUGCGGGAAAUCUUUCUGUCACAAAAAAGACUGUGAUGUACACCAGAGAAAUCACACAGGUGACCGCCCUUAUUCAUGUUCAGAGUGCGGGAAAUCUUUCACUCGGACAGCACACCUUGUAAGACACCAGAGCGUCCACACAGAUGUGUAUCGUUACUCAUGUUCAGAGUGUGGGAAAUGUUUUCGUGAUAAAGGACAACUUAAUGUACACCAGAGAAAUCACACGGGUGAGCGUCCAUUUUCAUGUUCAGAGUGUGAGAAAAGUUUCAUUCGGAAAUCAAAUCUAGUUUCCCAUCAAAAAAGUCACACGGAUAUACGUCCUCAUUCAUGCUCAGAGUGUGGGAAAUCUUUCACUCAGAAAAGAGACCUUGCUAGACACCAGAGAGUUCACACGGGUGAGCGUCCUUAUUCAUGUUCAGAGUGUGGGAAAUGUUUUUGUGAUAAAGGACAACUUAUUGUACACCAGAGAAUUCACACGAGUGAGUGUCCGUUUUCCUGUUCAGAAUGCGAGAAAUCUUUCACUCGGAAAGGACAUCUUGUUAGACACCAGAGAGUUCACACGAGUGAACGUCCUUAUUCAUCUUCACAGUGAGGAAAAACUUUCAAUAAAAAGAGAGACCUUCGUAGAUGUCAGAGAAUUUAGCAGUGAGAGUCAUUUUUUAUGGUCAGAGUGUGGGAAA